AGAAGGCGAAAAACCCUAUACCGCAUAUCGCUUGCAAAAUCUAACGGCGAACUAGAGCUUAGUGGUUCUGUCUGCUAAGCUUUCAAAACUUCGAAAGCAAAGAUGGCUACUCAGAUUAGCAAGAAGCGAAAGUUUGUUGCCGAUGGCGUGUUCUUCGCCGAGCUGAACGAGGUGUUGACACGUGAGUUGGCUGAGGAUGGAUACUCUGGAGUGGAGGUUAGGGUUACUCCAAUGAGGACUGAAAUCAUCAUCAGAGCCACUCGUACCCAGAAUGUUCUCGGUGAGAAGGGAAGGAGGAUCAGGGAGUUGACAUCAGUUGUCCAGAAGAGAUUCAACUUUAAAGAGGGCACUGUUGAGCUGUAUGCUGAGAAGGUUAACAACAGAGGACUGUGUGCUGUUGCUCAGGCUGAGUCACUUCGAUACAAGCUCCUUGGUGGUCUUGCUGUUAGAAGGGCAUGCUAUGGUGUCCUGAGAUUUAUCAUGGAGAGUGGAGCCAAGGGAUGUGAGGUGAUUGUUAGUGGAAAAUUGAGAGCUCAGCGUGCCAAGUCCAUGAAGUUCAAAGAUGGUUACAUGAUUUCUUCUGGGCAGCCUGUCAAAGAGUAUAUUGACUCUGCUGUUAGACACAUUCUCAUGAGACAGGGAGUACUUGGCAUCAAGGUCAAGAUUAUGCUUGAUUGGGAUCCCAAAGGAAAGCAAGGUCCAACAACACCCCUUCCAGAUCUUGUCACAAUCCAUCCUCCCAAGGAGGAAGAAGAAUACAACAUCCCUCCACCACCACCAGUGCUGCCAGUUGACACUGAGGCUCCUGUUCCAAUUAGCUAGACAGCUAGCUUCAGUUUCAUCAUCUUAUAACAAUUUUCCAAAUACUGUAUUUCGUUUAAGUUGAGUGUUAGUUUUGUUUUAUCAACGUUGGGUACUCUAUAUAGAGACAUGUUUGGAGAAUUGCUUUUUGUUACAUCGACAAUCGUACUGCUUGAAUGAAACUUUUGCUCUAUCAAUUUUGCCCUUUUUC
Molecule: messenger RNA, 1012 nt
Organism: Nicotiana attenuata
Lineage: Eukaryota; Viridiplantae; Streptophyta; Magnoliopsida; Solanales; Solanaceae
Product: 40S ribosomal protein S3-3-like
Exons: 6
Coding region: 103-822 (239 amino acids)
Biological process (GO): translation
Cellular component (GO): nucleus; cytosolic small ribosomal subunit
Molecular function (GO): structural constituent of ribosome; RNA binding
Source: RefSeq, a predicted model, not a curated record